Molecule: messenger RNA, 3672 nt
Organism: Mesocestoides corti
Lineage: Eukaryota; Metazoa; Platyhelminthes; Cestoda; Cyclophyllidea; Mesocestoididae
Source: the annotation of a GenBank genome assembly
UUGAGCAACAGUCCCCUCUUCACUUACAGCGUCUUCAACCUCCGACCAGAUGUUGCUGUUAAGAAAAAGGGUGGUUUGAUCUUGAGUUGGUCAGGCGCUCGUGUUGAGAUCCCUCAUGGAGCUGCGACUGGGGGCAAGUCGAAGGUCAUUUCCUCCCCCUUGCCUUCCGCCGUAAGGUCCUACGCGUGUCCUUGGCUGGGGCCCAACCUCCGUCUUGGCAGUGACGUCCAAUUUUUGUGGUAUCCAAUCAAACUCAGGAAACCUGUGCGCUGCUUUAUUCCCUUUACAUACGCUGCGACGAUUGAACUCACCACCAAAGAGGCCACGAGUAAAGUUAAGGAAGCGCUGGCUGCUAAAAGUGGGUUGCGUUUUGCCUCCACGCUGAAUGUUAUUUACUUUGAAGCAAUGCAGGCGGCAGCGCGGGCUGCAGCGAAGACAGCCGCGGACGCGGGCCAAGACGCUCUGGCAAGCGCGCAAAAUCAGGAGGCAGCCGCCGCUGGUGAGAAGAAGAAGAAAGAUAAAAAGAAGGGUGGGCGUCACGAAAGAACCAAGGCAGUGGACUACGUCUCGAUUGACGCUCCCCUCCUGGACUCACGAUCGGUGUUCGUAUUGCAGUCCAAACUAGGAGAGGCUUCAUGGACUCUGAAAAAGGAUGUUGAAAUAAUCCAGCCGACAAUCCACUACCUGGAGUGGCCAUCGCGCAUGCGUGAAAUGGCCUACAGCGCCGCCCGAUUCAGCGAGCGCGAAAAGGCCAAACCGGCGCCGCCACCUUCGACUGCUGGCAGCCCCGCGGCGGCGCCUGCUCAGGCAAACGGUGGCAGCAAGUCGAGCGGCAAGGCGGACAAGAAGGGUGGUAACAAGGGUCAGCCAGCCAACAAAAGCGGCCCUGUUGACAUCGAGGCCAACAUCAAGGCUGCCAAGGACGCCGUCUCGCCAAUCGACGUGGCAAAGAAGGCGACGGCAUUCAUCGGGGGCAUCGCAUUCCAAGCGGACGAGUUGUGCGAUUUCGUUGCUAUCGUCAUCGGAACGCCCUCAGAGACGGUGAGGUUUGAUUCUGAGGGUGGCCUCUUGCGGUCGCCAAUAUUGCACCCUCUCUUCAGUGUCCGGAUACCCAAAUUGUCCCUCAAGGACACUCGAAUAUCCACAUUCAAGGAAUUUUCUAGUGCCAAAUCAAUUCACAACUUUGUUAAGUUCACUUAUAAAACUUGGUGCAUUUCUAAGGCCAUCCAAAUCCGCAAGGAUUUGAUUAACCCAAUACACCAUUUUGAUCCACAACUCACCGAAAUAAACGAGUGCUCCAACAUCUACGAGCUCGACCUCGGCACCACUCCACUCGAGAGGCCCGCAACCCUGACUCUGCCUCUGCCUGAAUGGUACACCACAAUGAUUGAAAAGAUGCUUGCGCCAGCGUCUUCGCCAUCGGCGGACACCGAGUUAGACGAGGAAAUAUUGCAGGUUGGAGACGAUGGGACCAGCCGUCAACCGAAGGAAGACGCCGAUGUUAGUCAGGCAUCUAAAAAAGCCUCCAAAACUCCUGCCCAAUCUAACGACAACAAUGUAAUUCCGAUCGAUAAGAGACCAAAGAACCUAGUUCUCGUCUAUCAGCAACCCCUAAUGAAGCGUCAGCUUGUUUGGCGAGCUUCUAAUGGUGACUCGAACAGCGACAGCGUCGCAACCAGGAAAAAACUGGUAAAAGUAGGACCCUAUCGCGACGUCACGUCUUCCUCUCUCCUCCGAGGUGACAACCUGAAUGCUAAAAAUGGCUGGCUUAACCUGCUGCUGGGUCUCAAGGGAGCUCAGUGGAAGGAUGUCCCCAUCAACGGACCUUUCACUCCUCGGUGCUUGCAAGUCAAUACUUUUCAACUUGGCCGAUACAAUUGCGACAUGUCUAACAGGCUCAACAAUGUAAUCACUGCUGGAAUGGAGGUUUGUUUCGUAGUGAACCUGAAAAUACCGUUUGUGGCCAGAUUCGCCCUGCUGUACUCGAAUGACCCCUAUCGAACGCCCACGUCGAAAAUCGCUCACAUGAUGACCCGUCUAGAGGCCCUGAGUGUGGCCCCUCCUGGCAUUCUGCUGCCUUGCAUUUCCACGGCCCCAUCCAAAAUCACCCUCUGGAUCGACUGUGUGCCCACCACCAAACUGCUUGACGUCCUUGAAGAGCGUCUUCUCGCAGGAUUCAUCCCACUUGUUCAGAGCAUGGCGAGUCCCUCAAGACGGUGCGCGGCCAUUGCCAACUCGGCCUACCAAAACCUCCAAAACCUGCUGCCUCCUCCGGACGAGAGUAUGGAGAGACCUGCCAUUCCAAACUACGGACAGUCCAGAUAUCGAGUUAGCGGCUACGACUUGCUCCACGUUCUCCUCUACAACAGCCUCUGCAUGCGUGUGGUCGUGAGAGGCAAGGUGCAGAUAAAGACUCGAGGCGUUUUCGAUUGCUUCCUUAGCCUCGUAGACAGCAAACGGCACACUGUGUCACACCAGAACAGUGGUUCCACCGCCAACACCAUGGACAGUUUUUCAACGACAAACGAUGAAUCACAUCAAACAUCGGCUAGCCGAACAAAAAUGACCACAGGGCAGUCUGAAGCGCCGGAUGCCGUGUCGCCUGAGCAUUUUAUUACGGCGACGGAGACGCGCUUCUCAUUUCACGACCUCAUCUCCGACACUCCCACGGUCAUAGAACUGGAGCCCCUAAAAGAUACUUUUGCGUACGCCGCCAGUCAGCGCCUGCAAAAGUACUUUAGUCCGUUUUGCUUUUGGGAGAAAUUGAUACAAAAUCUGAUGAAUCGUCGCCUUGAAAAACUCGAAACAGUUGCCAGUGCCGAGCCCGGGAACAAGGAUCACCAGAUAAACAACUCAGGUAAUGAGGCUUCACCUAACUUUCCUUUGCUUGAAGAUGAUGUGAUUCAGCUGGAUAGAACAGUGGAUGGCCUUUACUCAGCUCUCUCAGAAAACGGUUCGACUGGAUGGAAUAUGAAUAACAAGGAGGAAGAUUCAGAGAUUGAGAGCUACGACCUGGAGCCAUUGCACCAGUUAACAGAGGGACACAAUGUUGAACAGGUGGAGGACCAGGAGCAUGAGGAGGAAACGGAGGAGUUGAUUGAGAGGCCUCUUCCUCAAGGACAUGACGGGGACGACGAGAAGACAACGCGCGAGCACUUCACCGAACUACUCGAUGCUUUCUCGGUGAAAAACUCACCCCUCCUUGGAUUUGAGGUCUCCAAAGAUAUAUGUCGGAGACUAACAAACAUCUAUGAUAAAGGACUCGCAAAUGAAGCAAAAGAAUUCAUCAACCAACUCUAUGAGGCAUAUGCGAUUGGACGAGUGGACUUUUACCUGGUGCAGCCCUCGGAGAUGUAUCAAGUGCGUGAAAAACCCAAGACCGAAAUGACCAACGUCUCAAACGUUUAUGACAGCGAAGAUGACGUGGACGACUCCGAAGACGCCUUUGGUGCUGUGUUGGGCGAAAAUGACAACACUGAUGAAAAGGAGGAGGAUAUUGCCGUCACCGAGAGAGAAGUACCUUCACAAAACCAGAGCAACAUGAAGUGGAAUAAGAACAUGGGAAUCCCCGAACCUGGUGCAAACGAACCACAACCGUUGGCCUCGUUCGAUGUAAAUUUAAUCGUUAACUUCUUCGUGGCUUUAACGCUGGUGCGAUUUCAGCAAAAAUGA